AGCCCUGCACAGGCGGGAAGGCACCAAGCAAGUGGCCAGCAGUAUUUAUAGACCACGAUGUAGGGGACCCAUAGCCUGCACGGCCUGGACAGACAGGCUGCAGGGGAGGGGGCCUCCACCCCCCCCCCAACGCCUUUCUGAAAAGUCUCCCUUCUCACCGCCAGGUUUGCAGCUUCUAUUGGAGCUUUGCCAAAGGAGCUAUGACAAGGGAGGAAAGAACAAGCUGAAGGGGCCAGCUUGCUGCAAGAGAGGAGCGGACGUUCUGGAUAACAUGCUUUUGCGAAGUUCAGGAAAAUUGAGCGUGGGCACUAGGAAGGAGGAUGGAGAGAGCCCUGCCCCCACCCUGAGGCCAAGGGUCUUGCAUUGUAAGUGCCACCAUCACUGUCCUGAAGACUCGGUCAACAACAUCUGCAGCACAGAUGGCUACUGUUUCACCAUGAUAGAAGAGGAUGACUCAGGGGUACCUGUGGUCACGUCGGGGUGCCUGGGGCUGGAAGGCUCAGAUUUUCAGUGUCGGGACACGCCCAUCCCCCACCAAAGGAGGUCCAUCGAGUGCUGCACAGAGCGGGACCAGUGCAAUGAGGACCUGCACCCCACGCUGCCGCCACUGAGAAGCAGAGAUUUUAUUGAUGGCCCUGUCCACCACAAAGCUUUACUCAUCUCUGUGACCGUCUGCAGCUUGCUCUUGGUCUUAAUUAUUGUGUUCUGUUACUUCAGGUAUAAGAGACAAGAAGCUAGGCCCCGGUACAGCAUUGGUCUGGAGCAGGACGAGACAUACAUCCCCCCUGGAGAGUCUCUGCGGGACUUGAUAGAGCAGUCUCAGAGCUCAGGCAGUGGCUCUGGUCUCCCUCUGCUGGUCCAGAGAACGAUUGCAAAGCAAAUCCAGAUGGUGAAGCAGAUCGGGAAGGGCCGCUAUGGGGAGGUCUGGAUGGGCAAGUGGCGUGGUGAGAAGGUGGCUGUCAAAGUCUUCUUCACCACGGAGGAGGCCAGCUGGUUCCGAGAGACAGAAAUCUACCAGACGGUGCUGAUGAGGCAUGAGAACAUCCUGGGCUUCAUUGCUGCAGACAUCAAAGGAACAGGGUCCUGGACCCAGCUCUACCUGAUCACAGACUAUCAUGAAAAUGGUUCCCUCUAUGACUACCUGAAGUCCACUACCCUGGACACCAAGUCCAUGCUCAAGCUGGCCUAUUCCUCUGUCAGUGGCUUAUGCCACUUGCACACAGAAAUCUUUAGCACCCAAGGCAAGCCAGCCAUCGCCCACCGUGAUCUGAAAAGCAAGAAUAUUCUGGUGAAGAAAAAUGGGACUUGCUGCAUAGCAGACCUGGGCCUGGCAGUGAAGUUCAUUAGUGAUACAAAUGAAGUUGACAUCCCACCCAACACCCGCGUGGGCACCAAGCGCUACAUGCCCCCAGAAGUGCUGGAUGAGAGCCUGAACAGGAACCACUUCCAGUCCUACAUCAUGGCUGACAUGUACAGUUUUGGCCUCAUUCUCUGGGAGGUUGCAAGGAGAUGCGUAUCAGGAGGUAUCGUGGAAGAGUACCAGCUGCCCUACCAUGACCUGGUGCCCAGUGACCCCUCCUAUGAGGACAUGAGAGAGAUGGUGUGUGUCAAGAAACUCCGACCCUCCUUCCCCAACCGCUGGAGCAGUGAUGAGUGCCUCAGGCAGAUGGGGAAGCUCAUGUCUGAGUGUUGGGCGCACAGUCCUGCCUCCCGCCUCACGGCCCUGCGUGUGAAGAAGACACUGGCCAAGAUGUCAGAGUCCCAGGACAUCAAACUCUGAGGCGAGGGCCUGGGCUGGCACUUCCAGAGCAAGCAGUUUCCCCUUCCAGCUAGUGGCAAAACCAGCACCCUUCCAGAAACGUGCAAGUGACAAGCCCUCCAUACCAGCCGUCCCCUGCUCCCCUGCGGGCUCACCUCACCUCUCAGGGAGCAAUCUGGACAGACGGAAGUUUCACCCUAUAUCUGCCUGUCUGUUUAUGGGAAGGAGAGAUGCCCUGGUGGCUUAUCCAGUGGACUUGAGAUGCUUGAUGCUUUCUGAGAAAGCCUGGUAUGUCAGACUUUCACCAUUUAUUUUUAUUUUUUUCUUUGUUUUCAAAAGAGGAUUUUGUUUUUAUUUUUGCCAAAAGCAAGCUGGUGAUGUAGACAUCUGCCUGAAGGUGUUUACUGUCCUGGCUUCAAGGACCACAGAGAGAAGGCUCUUUCCAGGAAGACUGUUGGGUGUACAAGCAAGAUGGGGUCACCCACUGGCCAAGUGUCACCUCACUCUGCAAAGUGAGACAGGCUGGUAGCCUGGGACAGAGCUCACUGCAAAGCCACCACUCUGGCCAGCUUGACAAGGGGCUUCUCUCCUGGGGGUGGGGGGCUGCCACAGCAAUGUGAAUGCACCUGGGGACAGGUACUACCUCUCCAGGACCACUCUGUGCCUGGCACAGGGGGAGAGGGGGGGUCCAGCCCCCCACAGGUGACCACCAGCAGCUCCAGAUGAAACGGAGGGAGUGAAGGUGUUCUGUGCCACUGUGAGAAGAAUCUGGUUCUCUUUUGCAGACCCACUAUGUGUCCGUGAGCCAGUGAGGGAAGGGCUUCUCUCCUAGGGGAGGGGAGACCUCCUCUUUUCCUACGCAGGAGCAAGGCCUGCCUCCUUCCCUGUGCUGAGGACCAGCCCAGCCUCCUUGGGAGCCCUCCAGUAAGAGGAUCAUCAGAGGCAAAGUGACUGAACCCAGAGACUGUCCUCUCCUCAUCCAGAAGACAUGUCAACCUGUAGGCUACAGUGGACCCUGCUGUGUUUUCUGGGAAACACAUGGCAGGCAGAAAAAGCAUUCCCACCUUGUGCCAUCUCACAGCUAAAGACUUUCUUCAGUGGUGGUCUCUCUGUUUAUCUUCAGGUCUGCUCCAACAGGAGACGGUAUGAAAGUCAGGUGAACAGAAUUAGAUUGUAAUUUCAAAGUAGAGAAUGAUAACCUCCUGGGGGGGGGGGAGGUUGGAGCCUGGCUGGGCAACUCAUUCUUGUAGAAUAGAGAGGGUCCAGCAUACAGCUGAAGUGAUUGGUGCCUCAUGCUGGGGAGGCUGACUCAUCCUGAGAUUAUUUUGUUCUCCUGAAAUUUAACUCCCCCUCCUGUUUUUUUUUUUUCUUUUGAAGAUAGAGACAAAGUGAAAGAACCCCACAGCUGAAAUGGGAAAUUUCAAACCUAGGUCACACACAGGGCAAAGCAAUGCGCUGGCCCAGUACAACAUUCACUUUUUAAUUUAUUUUAAUUAAUUUGGUUCCUCCUCUUUGUGUUGAGGUUGCAAAAAACAUCUCUCUGGUCCCCUCAGAUCUUUGGGGUUCCACCUCUGAGCAGCACCUCAGAACCUGGGCUGGGCCGAUAAUCCUUGGUAACAGGAGCAUAAGAAAGCUGAAAAAAAAAACGGCCUCCAUCCCUCAUCACCAAUGUUUCCCUGAGCCCGCUUUCUCCUGCUUCUGGUUUCUGUUUAAAAGACCUUAGAAGAAGCCCUUCCCCUUGGCCUUAAUUAAAAGCGUUCCCUCCAGGAUCCUCCGGGGGGCAGUGUUCUGCAACACAUGAAAGAAGGGCAGAGCAGAGGGCUUUUGAGAGAAUGUUGUCCUCCCCUCCACAGUGACUUGUGCAGCCAGAAACACCCGAGUGGAAAGGACAUAGGUGCUGGGCUUCUGGAACACUGUCACCAUCUGUGAUAACGAAAGCUGUUUUUAAAUUCUUAGGGGAAAAAAAAACUGUCUAGUUUUCAAAGGUUCAACAGAGUUAAUUCCAACUAACCAGAAUGCUGCUUGUACUGAUAUUAAGAACUAAUAUAGAGGUUAUUUUCUUCUGUGCCAAUCUUUGUGAUCACUUGUGAAAGGAAUAUGUGAGUAGAAAAAGUUUAGAAUCAUCUGAGCCUUGGCAAGAAACUUCAGUACCUCCGAUCUAAUCACAAACCUAGAAGUAAAUACUCAACGAUGGUUAAGAGGGGAUUGUGUUUGUGUUUCAGUCCUAAAUUUAAAUGAGAAAUGGGCUUGUCUCUCAGAUAAAAACAU
Messenger RNA from Erinaceus europaeus (western European hedgehog), 4027 nucleotides. RefSeq names its product bone morphogenetic protein receptor type 1B (gene BMPR1B). Gene Ontology annotation, cellular component: signaling receptor complex; plasma membrane. Gene Ontology annotation, molecular function: ATP binding; SMAD binding; transforming growth factor beta receptor activity, type I. The coding region runs from base 272 to 1780 and encodes 502 amino acids. The record is from RefSeq and is a predicted model, not a curated record. NCBI's taxonomy places the organism in Eukaryota, Metazoa, Chordata, Mammalia, Eulipotyphla, Erinaceidae. Gene Ontology annotation, biological process: protein phosphorylation; cellular response to growth factor stimulus; BMP signaling pathway. The transcript has 11 exons.